Molecule: messenger RNA, 2723 nt
Organism: Cyprinodon variegatus (sheepshead minnow)
Lineage: Eukaryota; Metazoa; Chordata; Actinopteri; Cyprinodontiformes; Cyprinodontidae
Gene: cfap36
Product: cilia and flagella associated protein 36
Exons: 10
Coding region: 248-1405 (385 amino acids)
Cellular component (GO): axoneme; ciliary base
Source: RefSeq, a predicted model, not a curated record
GUGGUUGCUAGAGCAACUGAGUUGGCGUCACCACUCUCUACUUUCAAUUCCAUGACUUCGCGUUUCUUCUCGUGGUCUCAAGAAAAUUGCACGCCCAGAGAGAAAUGACAUGUUUAUGAGGAAGAGUUCCGCUUAGGUUUUUGUUUUCUGUUUUUGUGUAUGUUGGAGCGGUCGCCGCAAAGCUGGACCUGAGAGGAGGAGGGCGACAUAGCUGUGUCCGCUCGGUUGUUCCCCAGCUUCGGCCAACAUGGCCGAGGAUGACAGCGAGUGGAUUAUAGAGAGCAUCGUUGGCUACCUGGGAAGUCCUGAAUGGGUUAUCCCUGUCACGGACUUUAUGGAAAACAAAUGCACAGUUUUUGACGAUGAAGAUGAAAAUAAGCUUUCAUACACAGAUAUCCAUCAGCAGUAUAAGAAACUGGUGGAGAAGCUGCUGGAAAAUUAUAUGCAGGAGGUUGGCAUCAACGAGCAGCAGUUCCUGGAUGCAUGCACCUCUCCCUUUGCCAAGUCCAAAUCUUUGCAGGCCGUGUUCCAGCCAGUUCUGGCUACAGAUGACUUUCAGAUGUUUCGCUCACUGAUGGUUCAGAAGAACACAGAGCUGCAGCUUCAAGCCCUUCGAGUCAUAAAAGAACAAAACGGGGCCCUCCCAGAGUGUCUGACCGAUGGGGUUGAUGUGAUGACAGAGUUGCAGCAGCAGGAGAUGAAAAUCCUGGAGGAUGUUCUAAAAAAGUCAAAGGAAGAGUAUGAUGAGGAGAUGUCCAGAAGGCUGCUAAUAGAGAAACAAAUGGGUUCCACUUCCAGCAGCUCCUCAGACAAGCCAAAUAAAGGAGAUGAGGCUCGGAGCGCAGCGUUAACUUCAAGCAAACAGAGCAAUACUUCCAAACCCACAUUAGGUAGCAGCGUUCAACCCAAUCUUCUUCCAGCUGUUAGAGCUCCAACUAAAUCUAGUGAGUCCUCUGAUGCGAACAGGCAUCAAGCAGAGGAGCAGAGCAGCAGCACGGAGGCUGCAGCAGAGGCCUACCUGGAGGAGGCACACCGGGAAGCUGGAUUCUCUAAGCCAUACACUGAGCUGUCACCGUCACAGCAGGAGCAGCUCCAGCAAAGGGCAGCGUAUUUGCGUCAGCAGAGAGACAAGCUUCAUGCCCUGAAAAGAGAAAAGCAGAAAAGUAGACAGGCAGCUGAACCAGAGGAGCCAUCACACACUCCUCCACUAGAACCCGCCACCAAUUUGGAGGGAGUGGGACAGCCCCAGAUGAAUGGGGACAGCUCCCCUCUUCCUGCUUCCAUUUCUCCAACCCAACACGCUCCCAACUCUACCAAACAGGAGAUAUCUGCAGAGGAGAAGAAGAAACUCCAGAAGAGAAAGCACCUGGCCGACAAACUGAAGGAGGAAGUAGUCAAGAAAUAACUCCAACUCUGUACGCAAUAAGUUAUCCUGUCUCUUCUCAGAUCUGAACACUUCAUGCUUUGUACUCACUUGUAAUUCACUGUAUAUAAAACCUUUUUUGUUUUUAUUUUCAUAAGACCGAAAGGUAGCUAAAUCGACUCUAUUUUUUCAUGCCGUCCAAAGUGGUGCGUUUUAUUUUGGGUUGUGGGUAAACAGCCCUAAACUUCAGGUUGACUGAAGAAAUUUGAAGAUAUCAAGCCAACUAAAUUAAGAGUGUAGCUGUAUCCUGCUCAAUGAUUGGUCAAAAAUCACUCCCUAGUUCUGGAUGUAGUGCAUUCAUUUUCUCACCAUGUUGGAAUCCAGUUCCCAUUUGAGGAUGCUUAUGUUUAUUUAUCCUAAAAUGUCAUAAUGCAUUCAAAUCUGUGUUCAUGGUUUGUAAAGUAGCUUGUAAAUAUCUCCAGGACUACAGCAAGCAACUCAUGAUCAGUUUUUCUUCCUAUGGAAAUACUGACCUUUCUUGAAUAUCCAUCCAUGUUAUUUUUUUCUACUUGUGAUUAUGUUGGAUACAGACUUUUAGAUUAGGUUAUUACAUUUUAAGUGUUUCGGCUCAAAAAUAAUCUGUUUACAAUCAGAGGAAGCAAAUUAAUACAUCACCAUUGGGAUGUUAGUAAAAAUGGGUGGUGUUGCUCCAUAUAGUGAUAAAUCACAGCUACAUCUUCCUAAUUCAGACCAUUAUGGUACUUAUUUCAGGAACUCAACUCAAAAAGUGAAUCUCAUCCAGGUUCAGUAAGUGAUAUAAAGAUAAUUUUUUUCUUUUGAUAGCUUAGGAAAUCCAAAUGAUCAUGUAUUGUUCUUGAAGAAACAUGGCAGUGCUGCAGGGUAUCUGCACCCAGUCAAAUUAGCAUCCAGUCAUCAUGAAUGAAGUCUAAUUUUCAUCUUUUAAACUAAAAUGUUUAUGAUGCACCCAAAAAAUGCUCUUAAAUCCCUUUUGCAGCAGUAAUAGAAGUUAUGGAAUAUUCAUAAGCACUGAAAACUAAACCUGUGAUAACAGCUUUGUUUAUGCUGGUGCUAGGUUUUGCAUGUUCUGCUUUUCAAAAGUUUCCAUUGGCAAGGAUCUUCUGUUCACACGGUUGAUCUUUAUCUUAGUAGAGUUCAAGGGAUUAACACUAAUCACAUAUUCCUAAAGGGGCCAACUAGGGGGACGUGUUGCUUUACAUAAUGCAGUAUUCGUCCACAAAGCAACCAGCAGUUUUCCCUAUAAGCAUUUAUGUUUCUGUGUAUGCAUGUUUAUGUAAUGCUGUUUUAAUAAAUCACAUUUUGUAGAAACACAAACUCCAGG